Molecule: messenger RNA, 1209 nt
Organism: Cladocopium goreaui
Lineage: Eukaryota; Dinophyceae; Suessiales; Symbiodiniaceae
Source: the annotation of a GenBank genome assembly
GUGAAAAAAGCAAUCAGUCCUCGCCGUGUGCAGACGGAGGAAGAAGAGACGGAUAGCCUUCCAAGCGACAUUCAGAUCAGGGAUGCUGUUGGCGUCAGUCUUCCCAUCACAUUGGAAGUCAUACCUGGGUGGGAGAUCUUCCUGGGCUUCAGCGAUGCCCAGAAGUUGAUAAAGGGGAGGAUGACACUCAAUACAGUUUAUCCUCCAGAAGCGCUGAACUUCGUUUCCAAUCCGGAGUUGGUGGUGGAUGUCGAGAACUUUGCCACCGGUGAGAAGCACAUGAUGGGAACAGUAAAUCUUUGGGACAAAAAUAGUCGCAAAGAAAAAAUCAGUGCUAGCAAAGUGUACGUUGGUGACUUUUCACAAUCCCUCUCAGAGUUCGACAUGUCGUGCUACCCGUUCGACUACAAGACUGUGUACUUCCCGAUUUCAAUCCAGCAGCCUGCAGAUGCAGUAUUCCAGCUCCAACUUGUAUGCGCUGGUGGAGGAGGUCAAAAAGUGGUUGAUCACGAUUUCCCAAACAAGACAGCUUGUGAGUGGCCGGCCAUGGGCUCCUAUGUGGGUUUUUCGUGGGAUAAAUUCGAGUGCGUACAGCCAAAAGACUGGCUCGUGGAGUGCAGGAUGAAGGGCAUUAGGCAAUCGAAUUCACUCAUUACUGCCUAUUUGUGGCCCUCGAUCGUGUACAGUUUGAUGGGCUUCCUGGCCUUCGGAUUGGAUGUAAAAAUGGCAAUGCCGCGAAUUGCAAUUACUAUGUUGGCCUUAGUUUCUCUCACGAACUUGCGCAACCAAGUGCUUACCUUGGUGCCAUCUUCCGGCGAUCCGAGUUGGAUGGAGGAAUAUUUCCUGAUUGCCGUGACGUUCAUGUUUCUAAACCUGGUUGGCCACACGACCUCCUUCUACUUGGAAUCUCUUGGCAAGAUCCAAAUGCAGAAGAUGGCCAACAAGGUGAACCUGUGGGGAAUGCUCUCUAUUUUUUGUUUGGUCAUCUCAGCACGGUUGCACGUUCGACAAUGCGAACUUGUCAGCGAAGUUGAAAGUGGAGCUUCUGUCGCCGCAACAUCAAUCGCAGUCGUGGUAGUUUUUGGUUUCUUAGCGUGGUAUUAUCGCUAUGGAUUCAAAGAGCUGUGUCACAAGAUCAAAGAUCUUCCCGAACAUGGAAUAACCGCUUUAAACCUGGACCGUCAAAGUGAUGGUCCAAUGACGGUGUAA